GUUUGUUUCACGAGAAGAACCAAACAUUUUCAUGUUUCUGCAUAUAUCCGUGGACUGGAAAUGACUGUCAAAUAAUUGUCGCCAACUCAUGUGGAGAAGUGGCUCAAAUAAUGAAUAGGAAGCAGUCACUGGAUGGCGAAUACUGGCUAAAAAUUGGGAAUGUGGAAUUACAGGUUUACUGCCACAUGGCUGACAACAACCAAGACUGGACUCUUAUCGCUCGAUUCUCAAACAGCGAUGGCAAGAAUUGGAUGCGCGACGAUGGGAGAUGGUGGUAUGACCAGCCAACUGCUACUGGAACAACAAAUAACCCAUCCAUGAACAACGAUAUGAUCUCACCAGCAUUUUGGUUGGUCAGCGGUAGAGAAAUAAAGAUCACGCGCAGUGAUGACCCCAGCCACACUCCUCUGUUGCAGACCACAGGUAACUGUUUGGGUGGUCAAACAUUCCGAUCUAAAAUCACAAGUUAUGGCGACUUUAGAAAUGGUAAAGUCUGGGCCAGUGAUCAGUGUCUGGGAAAUUGUGUGAUUCAAUAUGGCGGACAGUACAACUCAACAGACGGGUUUCAACAGGCUGAGUGCAGUGGAAGCAUUCAAAGCGCCAACAGGAUCGGCUUCUGGUGUGCCUGGGGUAAUGGGGAUGGAUCAGUGAUGAUGAUUGGUGGAGGAGGAAGUGGCUGUGCACGUGCUGAUCAUGGGAUUGGAAUCACAGAAAAAGACGCUGCUUCUUUUGUUCUCCAUGGAAGCGCUGAAUAUGAAUCUGAAUAUGACUUUGGUUAUGGUGCUUACAAAGACAACGCUCCAUCACAGUCCUACUCGUUGAACUUAUGGAUCCAUUGAAAAUAAUCAAGUCUUUAAUUUUUCAAACUUAGUUCAGAACUGAAUAACUUUGUGGAGGAUGAACUUUUUCGUUUAGUGUCACAUUGUAAUCCAAGUCAGAAGAGCACUUUAAAUUGGUCAGUAAUAGCGCAUCUUUCUCCUCUCGUAACAAAGAUAAAAUAACUUGACCAUUACCUUGGUCGCAAUGCUUUAAUCUUUAAACAUUCUGUGAUCUGUACAAUCAACAAAUGAAUUGCCAUUAGAGCUUUUCGAGAAAAUCGAAUUCAUUAGAAUUACUGUAAGUCACACUUACAACUCAUCAAUCUUUCGAGGAAAAGGGAAGUACUAGUUGACGAUUGUUUAUUGAUGUCAGAUAAAAUAUACAAGAUAUGUUAAUUAGUUUAAUCAGUCAUUUCAUCAAGAAUUUCUCAAACUAUAUCGAGCACUUCGUGUUUUAUUAGAUUGGUAGAAAUAAUUAAAUUACAAGAUGAAUAAAUAAACGAUGUGAUAAAUAAACAAAACGCUUUGAAAUGAAGAAAAGGUCUGUGGUUCCUUGAUGUAUAGUAUCCACCA
Stylophora pistillata is the source of this 1391-nucleotide messenger RNA. RefSeq lists its product as uncharacterized. Gene Ontology annotation, molecular function: oligosaccharide binding. The record is from RefSeq and is a predicted model, not a curated record. Lineage: Eukaryota; Metazoa; Cnidaria; Anthozoa; Scleractinia; Pocilloporidae.